Molecule: messenger RNA, 13335 nt
Organism: Coregonus sp. 'balchen'
Lineage: Eukaryota; Metazoa; Chordata; Actinopteri; Salmoniformes; Salmonidae
Source: the annotation of a GenBank genome assembly
GGGUACGCCGGUGUGGAAACCAAUGCGCUCCCAUUGAGAACAGUCCGUUAGCUAACGGUAGCUAGCUAUUAGUUACAACACUGACGGGAAAGUUGAGUUUCACGGUUUAUAUUGGAAUGCUACGUCAGUUAGCUUGCUAUCCAAUUGCUUUUCUUCGUUUAACAGUUGACAAACGGUUUCCACCGAACGCAUAUUUCCUUGAAUCGCUUGUUAGUUCGCUAGUUUGAAUUUCCCCGGAAGUGAGGUGGCCACUUGGAGCAGCAAGCCAAAGAUAAACACGUAUCAGAGACUCAGGCGUCUUUGGGGCUGGGGUAUACAUGUUAGUAAAAUAGACCGUGAAACGCUUGAAGAAGUAAAAAAAGUAAUUGGUCGUAAUAUAAUUAGUUGAGGGACCUGAUACAUGUUGUAAUCAUACUGAACGCCCCAAUCAAGGCGUUGGAACAAGCUCAGCAAGUGCAUUCCGUGACGAAAACGACAUCGAAUCCGUGAGUAGCUAACGUUAGCUAGCUAUCUGGCUGUCCAUAUUAGUUUCGCACUGCAGUGACAUUACUGUACAGCUAACUACUAAGAUAGCUGGCUAUUCAGAGAAAGAGCAGCCUAGCUAGCAAUCUCUUCCAGCCCAGAUUAGCUAACACAUCCCCUCAACUAUAAUCGUGCAUUGUUAGCUAGCUAACUAGCUAGGUAUUAGCUUUGUGUGGCUGAGUUGAAAAGGAUGUUCGCAUAAUGUCAAACUAAGCAAGCUGUCUUGUUAGCUAUCUUGUUAUUAACUUGCCAUCCGAUACAUCUACCUAGCUUGAUAGAUUACAUGUGGCAUUUCAACAAUGCAGUUUUAGUUUGGACGAAAUGAAGGCUUGAUUAAAUUGAAUGAAGAUGUCAAUCUACACUGAACAAAAAUGUAAACGCAACAUGUAAAGUGUUGGUUUCAUGAGCAAAAAUAAAAGAUCCCAGACAUUUUUCAUACACACAAAAAGCUUAUUUCUAUGAAAUGUUGUGCUCUAUUUUGUUUACAUCCCUGUUAGUGAGCAUGUAUCCUAUGCCAAGAUAAUCUAUCCACCUGACAGGUGUGGCAUAUCAAAAAGCUGAUUAAACAGCAUGAUCAUUACACAGGUGCACCUUGUGCUGGGGACAAUAAACGGCCACUCUAAAAUGUGCAGUUUUUUCACACAACACAAUGGCACAGAUGUCUCAAGUUUUGAGGGAGCGUUCAAUUGGCAUGCUGACUGCAGGAAUGUCCACCAGAGCUGUUGCCAGAGAAUUUGAAUGUUAAUGUCUCUACCAUAAGCCGCCUCCAACGUUGUUUUCGAAAAUUUGCAGUACGUCCAACCGGCCUCACAACAGCAGGCCAUGUGUAUGGUGUCGUGUGGGCGAGCGGUUUGCUGUUGUGAACUGAGUGCUCCAUGGUGGUGGUGGGGUUAGUAUGGGCAGGCAUAAGCUACGGAAAAACGAACACAACUGCAUUUUAUCGAUGGCAAUUUGAAAUGCACAGAUACCGUGACGAUCCUGAGGCCAUUGUUGUGCCGUUCAUCUGCCGCCAUCACCUCAUGUUUCAGCAUGAUAAUGCACAGCCCCAUGUCGCAAGGAUCUGUACACAAUUCCUGGAAGCUGAAAAUGUCCCAGUUCUUCCAUGGCCUGCAUACUCACCAGACAUGUCCCCCAUUGAGCAUGUUUGGGAUGCUCUGGAUCGAUUUGAACGACAGCGUGUUCCAGUUCCCGCCAAUAUCCAGCAACUUCGCACAGCCAUUGAAGAGGAGUGGGACAACAUUCCACAGGCCACAAUCAACAGCCUGAUCAACUCUAUGCGAAUGAGAUGUCACGCUGCAUGAGGCAAAUGGUGACACUAGAUACUAACUGGUUUUCUGAUCCAUGCCUACCUUUUUUUUUAUUUCAAUUGAGUUAUUGACUUAUAUGAACUAACUCAGUAAAAUCUUUGAAAUUGUAGAAUGUUGCGUUUAUAUUUUUGUUUAGUAUAGUUCAAACAUUGCUCUGUUUACACUUGCCCCUAGGCAGCUGUCAACAUACAUGUAUUUAUUCACUGGUUGUUACUUGUUAGCUAGCUAGUGAGGUAUAAGGAAACAAUUGGAUACCUUCCAAAUUAUGAAAUGACAAGGGCUGCUAUACAUUCUGAUUGCCUGACUGUGUUGCCCUGUCUUCCUACCACACAGCUGUAGAGAGUCUGACUGUUGUCCUGUCUUCCUACCACACAGCUGUAGAUAGUGUCUGACUGUUGUCCUGUCUUCCUACCACACAGCUGUAGAGUGUCUGACUGUUGUCCUGUCUUCCUACCACACAGCUGUAGAGAGUCUGACUGUUGCCCUGUCUUCCUACCACACAGCUGUAGAGAGUCUGACUGUUGUCCUGUCUUCCUACCACACAGCUGUAGAUAGUGUCUGACUGUGUUGUCCUGUCUUCCUACCACACAGCUGUAGAUAGUGUCUGACUGUGUUGUCCUGUCUUCCUACCACACAGCUGUAGAUAGUGUCUGACUGUGUUGCCCUGUCUUCCUACCACACAGCUGUAGAUAGUGUCUGACUGUGUUGCCCUGUCUUCCUACCACACAGCUGUAGAUAGUGUCUGACUGUUGUCCUGUCUUCCUACCACACAGCUGUAGAUAGUGUCUGACUGUUGUCCUGUCUUCCUACCACACAGCUGUAGAUAGUGUCUGACUGUUGUCCUGUCUUCCUACCACACAGCUGUAGUGUCUGACUGUUGUCCUGUCUUCCUACCACACAGCUGUAGAUAGUGUCUGACUGUUGUCCUGUCUUCCUACCACACAGCUGUAGAUACUGCCUGCACCAUGGUGCGUGCGGCCCUGGUGACUGCCACCAGUCUGGCUCUGACUGGCGCAGUGGUUGGCCACGCCUACUUCCUGAAACACCAGUUCUACCCCACUGUGGUCUACCUGACCAAAAGCAGCCCCAGUAUAGCGGUGAGUACACACCGUUCUCUACAUUCCCCUUUCACAUGUUUAUCAGAUGUGUGGUCUGUAACGUGGCUUUCCCUCCUCUCCUCUCCUCUCUGCGGCAGGUGUUGUACAUCCAGGCCUUUGUGCUGGUGUUCCUGUUGGGAAAGUUCAUGCGUAAAGUCUUCUUCGGACAGCUGAGAGCUGCAGAGAUGGAGGUGUGGACCAACGAUGUGUUAUUUCAGCGUUUUGUUUACUUCCUGUUUGGUUUACUAGAGCACCAGAUCUGUAUUGCUUGACAACUGGCACUGGACUUCUAUGUGAUGCUGUUGUUGCUUAGGCCUGUGAUGCAACCAUUAUACCCUCUUCACAAGCCAAGCUGUACUGCGUUGUCUUGGUUACACAUCCACCAUAUUUGUUAGACUCAUGCUGGAAAGGAACAUUUUGAAAAUAAAAUAUCAAAGCCAGUACAGGUUGGGUAAGUAUGAUUAAGUGUAAAAAGUUUAUAACUAAUAUUCAACUUCCUCUUCCUUCAGCAUCUGAUCGAGCGGUCCUGGUAUGCUGUCACAGAGACGUGUCUGGCCUUCACAGUGUUCAGAGAUGACUUCUCUCCCCGCUUCGUAGCCCUUUUCACCCUGCUGCUCUUCAUCAAGUGCUUCCACUGGCUGGCCGAGGACAGGGUGGACUUUGUGAGAGGCUAUUACAUGGCUGUUACAUUUCUAUAGAUAUUUCACAUAGUUAAGACAUUUUAGUUACUAUACAAUAAGCAUGUUUACCAUCUAGAAAGUGGCAGUGAAUGUGAAAGGAAAGCAAGUGUCUGUCCUUAUGGUAUUUUUCCACCUUCUCACUCAGAUGGAGAGAAGUCCUAAUAUAUCCUGGGUCUUCCACUUCAGAGUGUUAUGUGAGUAUGGGUUAUACACUGCUCAAAAAAAUAAAGGGAACACUUAAACAACACAAUGUAACUCCAAGUCAAUCACACUUCUGUGAAAUCAAACUGUCCACUUAGGAAGCAACACUGAUUGACACAUUUCACAUGCUGUUGUGCAAAUGGAAUAGACAACAGGUGGAAAUUAUAGGCAAUUAGCAAGACACCCCCAAUAAAGGACUGGUUUUGCAGGUGGUGACCACAGACCACUUCUCAGUUCCUAUGCUUCCUGGCUGAUGUUUUGGUCACUUUUGAAUGCUGGCGGUGCUUUCACUCUAGUGGUAGCAUGAGACGGAGUCUACAACCCACACAAGUGGCUCAGGUAGUGCAGCUCAUCCAGGAUGGCACAUCAAUGCGAGCUGUGGCAAGAAGGUUUGCUGUGUCUGUCAGCGUAGUGUCCAGAGCAUGGAGGCACUACCAGGAGACAGGCCAGUACAUCAGGAGACGUGGAGGAGGCCGUAGGAGGCCAACAACCCAGCAGCAGGACCGCUACCUCAGCCUUUGUGCAAGGAGGAGCAGGAGGAGCACGGCCAGAGCCCUGCAAAAUGACCUCCAGCAGGCCACAAAUGUGCAUGUGUCUGCUCAAACGGUCAGAAACAGACUCCAUGAGGGUGGUAUGAGGGCCCGACAUCCACAGGUGGGGGUUGUGCUUACAGCCCAACACCGUGCAGGAUGUUUGGCAUUUGCCAGAGAACACCAAGAUUGGCAAAUUCGCCACUGGCGCCCUGUGCUCUUCACAGAUGAAAGCAGGUUCACACUGAGCACGUGACAGAGUCUGGAGACGCCGUGGAGAACGUUCUGCUGCCUGCAACAUCCUCCAGCAUGACCGGUUUGGCGGUGGGUCAGUCAUGGUGUGGGGUGGCAUUUCUUUGGGGGGCCGCACAGCCCUCCAUGUGCUCGCCAGAGGUAGCCUGACUGCCAUUAGGUACCGAGAUGAGAUCCUCAGACCCCUUGUGAGACCAUAUGCUGGUGCGGUUGGCCCUGGGUUCCUCCUAAUGCAAGACAAUGCUAGACCUCAUGUGGCUGGAGUGUGUCAGCAGUUCCUGCAAGAGGAAGGCAUUGAUGCUAUGGACUGGCCCGCCCGUUCCCCAGACCUGAAUCCAAUUGAGCACAUCUGGGACAUCAUGUCUCGCUCCAUCCACCAACGCCACAUUGCACCACAGACUGUCCAGGAGUUGGUGGUUGCUUUAGUCCAGGUCUGGGAGGAGAUCCCUCAGGAAACCAUCCGCCACCACAUCAGGAGCAUGCCCAGGCGUUGUAGGGAGGUCAUACAGGCACGUGGAGGCCACACACACUACUGAGCCUCAUUUUGACUUGUUUUAAGGACAUCCAUGGGUUGAUAAAUUUGAUUUCCAUUGAUAAUUUUUGUGUGAUUUUGUUGUCAGCACAUUCAACUAUGUAAAGAAAAAAGUAUUUAAUAAGAUUAUUUAAUUCAUUCAGAUCUAGGAUGUGUUGUUUAAGUGUUCCCUUUAUUUGUUUGAGCAGUGUAUAUUUUUAAGCUGUUAAAGGCCCACUCAGUGAUAUACAAUAUCUUGUCAUGGGCCCUUCAGUGGUAUAUAUUUACAUUACAGUAUGGGUUAUAGAGUAUUUUAAAAGACCCUACAGUGUAUAUCAGUACUGUAAUCGUGUUACUGAUUUAGUCACAUACACUACCAGUCAAAAGUUUGGACACACCUACUCAUUCAAGGGUUUUCCUUUAUUUUUACUAUUUUUUACAUUGUAGAAUAAUAGUGAAGACAUCAAAACUAUGAAAUAACAGUAGUAACCAAAAAAGUCUUAAACAAAUCAAAAUAUAUUUUAUAUUUGACAUUCUUCAAAUAGCCACCCUUUGCCUUGAUGACAGCUUUGCGCACUCUUGGCAUUCUCUCAACCAGCUUCAUGAGGUAGUCACCUGGAAUGCAUUUCAAUUAACAGGUGUGCCUUCUUAAAAGUUAAUUUGUGAAUUGAUUUCCUCCUUAAUGCGUUUGAGCCAAUCAGUUGUGUUGUGACAAGGUGGGGGGGGGUAUACAGAAGAUAGCCCUAUUUGGUAAAAGAACAAGUCCAUAUUAUGGUAAGAACAGCUCAAAUAAGCAAAGAGAAACAACAGUCCAUCAUUACUUUAAGACAUGAAGGUCAGUCAAUACUGAACAUUUCAAGAACUUUGAAGUGCUGUCGCAAAAACCAUCAAGUGCUAUGAUGGAACUGGCUCUCAUGAGGACCGCCACAGGAAUGGAAGACCCAGAGGUACCUCUGCUGCAGAGGAUAAGAACAUUAGAGUUACCAGCGUCAGAAAUUGCAGCCCAAAUAAAUGAUUCACAGAGUUCAAGUCACAGACACAUCUCAACAUCAGCUGUUCAGCGGAGACUGCGUGAAUCAGGCCUUCAUGGUCGAAUUGCUGCAAAGAAACCACUACUAAAGGACACCAAUAAGAAGAAGAGACCUGCUUGGGCCAAGAAACACGAGCAAUGGACAUUAGACCGGUGGAAAUUUGUGCUUUGGUCUAGAGUCCAAAUGUGAGGUUUUUGGUUCCAACCGCGUGUCUUUGUGAGACGCAGAGUAGGUGAACGGAUGAUCUCCGCAUGUGUGGUUCCCACCGUGAAGCAUGGAGGAGGUGUGAUGGUGUGGGGGUGCUUUGCUGGUGACACUGUCUGUGAUUUAUUUAGAAUUCAAGGGACACUUAACCAGCAUGGCUACCACAGCAUUCUGCAGCGAUACGCCAUCCCAUCUGGUUUGGGCUUAGUCCCACUAUCAUUUGUUUUUCAACAGGACAAUGACCCAAAACACACCUCCAGGCUGUGUAAGGGCUAUUUUACCAAUAAGGAGAGUGAUGGAGUGCUGCAUCAGAUGACCUGGCCUCCACAAUCCCCCGACCUCAACCAAAUUAAGAUGGUUAGGGAUGAGUCGGACGGCAGGGUGAAGGAAAAGCAGCCAACAAGUGCUCAGCAUAUGUGGGAACACCUUCAAGACUGUUGGAAAAGCAUUCCAGGUGAAGCUGGUUGAGAGAAUGCCAAGAGUGUGCAAAGCUGUCAUCAAGGCAAAGGGUAGCUAUUUGAUUUGUUUAAUACUUUUUUGGUUACUGCAUGAUUCCAUAUGUUAUUUCAUAGUUUUAAUGUCUUCACUAUUAUACAAUGUAGAAAAUAGUAAAAAUAAAUAACCUUUUGAAUGAGUCCUAACUAUUUACUUGUACUGUGUGUGAAACUGGUGUUUCUUAAAUUAAAGCUAUAUGCAAAUAUAUCAGACUGGUGCACCUGGUGCACACCAGUAAAACGAAACAUCGACCUUGUAGCUUGAUAACGCAACUGGCAUAUCUGGCCAAGAACCUCUAGACCUUUACUAGUGUGUUCAGUCAAAAUGACUGGUAGGUGUGAACAGAUGAUCUAAAAUCAUUGCGUCUCUCUCUCAUAGCUCUGAUGGUGUUGCUGGGAGUUCUGGACUUCCUGUUCGUCAACCAUGCCUGUCACAGUAUCAUCACACGGGGGGCCUCUGUCCAACUGGUCUUUGGAUUUGAGGUUCGUAAAACUAUACAUUUGUGAUUUUUUUUAUUUUUAAUCUGUCAUGUGACACUUUAUUCCUAUAUACCUGCCACAUUGUUUGGAAGUAAUCUAUUGUCUUGAUGAAUCAAAGCAGUUGGUUAUGCUUCAGUACACCUCCUCUAAAUAUUAACACUGUUAUUGUUUAGUACGCCAUCCUGAUGACUAUGGUGCUCACCGCCUUCAUCAAAUACACCCUCCACACGGUUCCCCCUCUCCAGAGUGACAGCCCCUGGGACAACAAAGCAGUCUACAUGCUGUACACUGAGCUCUUCACUGGUAGGAUACCCUCACUGAUCCCUUUACACUGAGCUCUUCACUGGUAAGAUCCUUUACACGAGGAUAUACCUUUAUCACUAAAGAUCCUCUUUACCUCUCUCUGUAUACCUCACUAAGACCUCUUCUUUUCACUGGAUACCUUUAUCACGAUUCACACUUUAUCCUACAUAAGAUCCUCUUUACACUGAGCUCUUCACUGGUAUACCUUUAUCACUAAAGAUACUCUACACUUGCUGUACAACUUUAAAGGUCCAGUUUCUUGGAUCCACAUUAAGCCACAUUUCUUAGCAUGCUCAAUGAACAUGCUUUUCAUUCCAGGACUAGGGUUGUUUUGGGUCCAGGAAACUGGUCCUGUGUGUGUGUGUGUGUAUGUGUAUACAGCUCUAGAAAAAAUUAAGAGACCACUGCAAAAUUAUCCGUUUCUCUGGUUUUACUAUUUAUAGGUAUGUGUUUGGGUAACAAUAACAUGUUUUUUUUUAUUCUAUAAACUACUGACAUUUCUCCCAAAUUCCAAAUAAAAUAUUGUCAUUUAGAUCACAAAAUAACAAAAAGAUGCAGUGUUGUCAGACCUCGAAUAAUGCAAAGAAAAUAAGUUCAUGUUCAUUUUUAAACAACACAAUAGUAAUGUUUUAACUUUAGGAAGAGUUCAGAAAUCAAUAUUUGGUGGAAUAACCCUGAUUUUCAAUCACAGCUUUCAUGCAUCUUGGCAUGCUCUCCACCAGUCUUUCACAUUGAUGUUGGGUGACUUUAUGCCACUCCUGGCGCAAAAAUUCAAGCAGCUCGGCUUUAAUUGAUGGCUUGUGACCAUCCAUCUUCCUCUUGAUCACAUUCCAGAAGUUUUCAAUGGGGUUCAGGUCUGGAGAUUGGGCUGGCCAUGACAUGGUCUUGAUCUGGUGGUCCUCCAUCCACACCUUGAUUGACCUGGCUGUGUGGCAUGGCGCAUUGUCCUGCUGGAAAAAACCAAUCCUCAGAGUUGGGGAACAAUGUCAGAGCAAAAGGAAGCAAGUUUUCUUCCAGGACAACCUUGUACGUGGCUUGAUUCAUGCGUCCUUCACAAAGACACAUCUGCCCGAUUCCAGCCUUGCUGAAGCACCCCCAGAUCAUCACCGAUCCUCCACCAAAUUUCACAGUGGGUGCGAGACACUGUGGCUUGUAGGCCUCUCCAGGUCUCUGUCUAACCAUUAGACGACCAGGUGUUGGGCAAAGCUGAAAAUUGGACUCAUCCAUUAAAAUGAUAGACUGAUCAUGUCUUUGUCAGUGGGCAAACGUACAAAAUCAGCAGGGGAUCAAAUACUUUUUUUCCCUCACUGUGUGUGCGUGUAUAUAUGUGUGUAUAUGCUCAAAAAAAUAAAGGGAACACUAGAAUAACAUCUGAUGAAUGAAAUAAUCGUAUUAAAUAUUUUUCCUUUACAUAGUUGAGUGUGUUGACAACAAAAUCACACAAAAACUAUCAAUGGAAAUCAAAUGUAUCAACCCAUGGUGGUCUGGAUUUGGAGUUGCCCUCAAAAUUAAAGUGGAAAACCACACUACAGGCUGAUCCAACUUUGAUGUAAUGUCCUUAAAACAAGUCAAUAUUAGGCUCAGUAGUGUGUGUGGCCUCCACGUGCCUGUAUGACCUCCCUACAACGCCUGGGCAUGCUCCUGAUGAGGUGGCGGAUGGUCUCCUGAGGGAUCUCCUCCCAGACCUGGACUAAAGCAUCCGCCAACUCCUGCACAGUCUGUGGUGGAUGGAGCGAGACAUGAUGUCCCAGAUGUGCUCAAUUGGAUUCAGGUCUGGGGAACGGGCGGGCCAGUCCAUAGCAUCAAUGCCUUCCUCUUGCAGGAACUGCUGACACACUCCAGCCACAUGAGGUCUUGCAUUAGGAGGAACCCAGGGCCAACCGCACCAGCAUAUGGUCUCACAAGGGGUCUGAGGAUCUCAUCUCGGUACCUAAUGGCAGUCAGGCUACCUCUGGCGAGCACAUGGAGGGCUGUGCGACCCCCUAAAGAAAUUCCACCCCACACCAUGACUGACCCACCGCCAAACCGGUCAUGCUGGAGGAUGUUGCAGGCAGCAGAACGUUCUCCACGGCGUCUCCAGACUCUGUCACGUGCUCAGUGUGAACCUGCUUUCAUCUGUGAAGAGCACAGGGUGCCAGUGGCGAAUUUGCCAAUCUUGGUGUUCUCUGGCAAAUGCCAAAUGUCCUGCACGGUGUUGGGCUGUAAGCACAACCCCCACCUGUGGACAUCGGGCCCUCAUACCACCCUCAUGUAGUCUGUUUCUGACCGUUUGAGCAGACACAUGCACAUUUGUGGCCUGCUGGAGGUCAUUUUGCAGGGUUCUGGCAGUGCUCCUCCUGCUCCUUCUUGCACAAAGGCGGAGGUAGCAGUCCUGCUGCUGGGUUGUUGCCCUCCUACGGCCUCCUCCACGUCUCCUGAUGUACUGGCCUGUCUCCUGGUAGCGCCUCCAUGCUCUGGACACUACGCUGACAGACACGGCAAACCUUCUUGCCACAGCUCGCAUUGAUGUGCCAUCCUGGAUGAGCUGCACUACCUGAGCCACUUGUGUGGGUUGUAGACUCCGUCUCAUGCUACCACUAGAGUGAAAGCACCGCCAGCAUUCAAAAGUGACCAAAACAUCAGCCAGGAAGCAUAGGAACUGAGAAGUGGUCUGUGGUCACCACCUGCAGAACCACUUCUUUAUUGGGGGUGGCUUGCUAAUUGCCUAUAAUUUCCACCUGUUGUCUAUUCCAUUUGCACAACAGCAUGUGAAAUUUAUUGUCAAUCAGUGUUGCUUCCUAAGUGGACAGUUUGAUUUCACAGAAGUGUGAUUGACUUGGAGUUACAUUGUGUUGUUUAAGUGUUCCCUUUAUUUUUUUGAGCUGUGUGUGUGUGUAUGUAUAUAUAUAUAUAUAUAUAUAUAUAUAUAUAUAUAAAUAUAUAUAUAUAUAUAUAUAUAUAUAUAAUUUUUUGAAGUGGGAUGUUUAAGACAUUAACAUCUCCCCACUCUUCCCUCCCAGGUUUCAUCAAGGUCCUUCUGUAUAUGGCGUUCAUGACCAUCAUGAUAAAGGUGCACACCUUCCCCCUAUUCGCCAUCCGGCCCAUGUACCUGGCUAUGAGGUGAGCAACACAGCUACUCUGAACCCUAGAAUAAAGAUACCACUCUAAAUUCUUGGACCUAGUCUGAACCCAGGACUCUCUGAAGACUCCAUAUGUUAUCCGGCCAACAGAUUGUCUUCUCUAUUGUUUAGUUGUUAUUAGAGGCAGAUGUAACCAUUAGAACACUUGAAUUUCUGGAUUUUGUUCUUUUUAGGCAGUUCAAGAAAGCUGUAACGGAUGCAGUAAUGUCCCGGCGAGCCAUCCGCAACAUGAAUACACUGUGAGUGUGCAAUGCAUCCGUUUCUUGGUUAUUUUGUGUAUCCACAAUUUUAAAAAAAUUAAAUAAAUCGUUCCUCUUACCAUAUUCAUCAUUUAGGAUGGAAAAACAUUGACUAAACGUCAGUGGACUAGUCAAUGUUCAAUGAACUCUAUUUGUAUCUCUGCAGUUACCCAGAUGCCACUCCUGAAGAUCUGCUGGCUUCAGAUAAUGUGUGUAUCAUCUGUCGUGAAGAAAUGGUGACUGGAGCCAAGAAACUUCCCUGCAACCAUAUCUUCCACUCAAGGUAUUUUAUGGGUACAUCUACGCUAUACUUAUUUUAGACAGAACGGUAUCAGAAAGUAGAAAAUAAGAUUUUUUUUUUUUUAAAUAUUUGACUAGGCAUUUUUGUCCCAUUUAUUGUUUGGGCUGAUCCUGUUGGUUUUCUGCUGUUUAUGUCACCAACUCGGUGUAGCUAACUAACCUUUUCCUACAUUUUGUAUCCCAGUUGCCUUCGCUCCUGGUUCCAGAGACAGCAGACGUGUCCUACAUGUCGUAUGGAUGUCCUCCGGGCCUCUAACCCCAACCAGCCCCCCGCCCCAGCCCCUGCCCAGCCCCCUGCCCCAGCAGCACCAGCCAACGCCCCUGUCCCUGGCCCACCUGGGAACGGUGGGUAGCGCCACACGGAGCAACACGUCUAACGUCAAAUAUCGCAACGGCUCAAUCUGCACUGAUUAGUUAAACUGAAACGGGUUCAAUAUUUAGAUAUCUGAUAGUAACCUAGUAAUAGUUUCAUGAAGUUACUAGAUAUAAACUGGGUUGACUCCCAAGCAGCUGACUGACAUGCGUCUCCCUCUUGUCUCCUCUAGUUGGUCCUGGAAUGAUGCCCCACUUCCCCCCAGGGCUGUUUCCUUUCUGGGGCCCCUUCCCUGGAGCGGCCCCCCCUGCUGGUGCUCCUGGCGCCCCAGGGGCCACAGACGCCCCUCAGGCCACAGAAGCAGCUCAGACUCAGGGAGCUGGUGAGUCUCAUUUCUACUCUCUGGUACUUAAGACUGACAUUUUGACAGAUGCCUGUCUUUUCUGAAUGGGAGGGUAGACGCAGACCAAUCUCCACAUUCUAUAUAGCCAAUUAAAGUGGUAUUUUCCCUGACCUAGAUGACGAAAUGGCACGUUCAAUAGAGAUUCUCAAUUGAGCAUGCUUUUUGGUCCAGGAGUAUGUUUCCUCUGGGUCUGGGAGAUCAGCUCUGAAGUGUCUGUCCUAACAUUCUGUGAACAUUUGAAGUCAUAAUUUCUCCUUGUGUGAAUCAGGCACCAGUCAGUCCGCUGGGGCCAGUACAGUCGGUGCUGCUCCAGGAGGCCCUAUGCCUGGGUUCCCCUUCUCCUCCUUCCCACCCCCACUGUUCCCCUCAGCUCCGUGGCUGACUAUGCCACCACCUCCACCGUUUGGUAAGACCUGGAGUCAUUCCCACUUACUCCUUCACAUAAAAUAGUACUGUAGAUGGGCCACCAUUUUUCAACAUUUCUAGCAACAGUUCAGUUCUUAUUUACCCUGUUGCCUAUGGAGGGCUGUUGCUGAGGGCAGAGAUGUUCACAAAUCUGUAUUAAGGCUGGAAUGUUGAAUAACCUUGUUACCCUGUGUGCUCCGUCUUAGUGUCAGCCAUGCCCCCUCCUCCCCCGGCCCUGUCCACCAUGUCAGAGGCUGAGCUGACGGAGCUGGAGCAGGAGGGCCGUAGAGGCCUGGAGGCCAGACUGCAGUGUCUCCACAACAUCCACACUCUACUGGACGCUGCCAUGCUCAACAUCCACCAUUACCUCACUACCGUCGCCACACUCACGUACUGAAUGCCUUGUUUCAUUUUUAUGUGGGAAAACCACAUCUUUCUUUUAUUGUUUAAACAUGUGACAAUCAUACUACUCCUUUCCUCCUCAGUCCUCCUCGGUCAGAAACCAGCAGCUCUGCUGGCGAGGCCAGUGGAUCAUCUCCUCCCUCCGCUAGUGCAGAAACCCAGGAGAAUGACUGUCAGAGCAGUACAGGUGAGUCUUCCUAUUGACUAACUGACAUUGUGAAGUGAACCAGAAUCAUUCAGUUAGGAAUCCGGACUAGCCGUUAGUGGGAUUUUGAAGCGGCAUGUUUUAUACCGUAGACGCAUUUCCUUUCUCACUUUUGUUUCUGUCCCUCUCUCCAGCCGCUGAAGCUGAACCUGAAGCUGAAGCUGAAGCUGUGAACGGGGCCACAGGUUUCUCCCAGCCAGACUCUACCACGUUGGGCGACAGUGAAGACCAGGGGGAUGGAGAAGAAGUCGGGGGAGACGGAGAGCCCAACCCUUCGGAGCUGAGGCGCCGUCGUCUCCGCAAACUCGAGACUACACCCCCUCCUCCUGACCACUGA